AUGCAGAACCGUGGCUUUUUCCAUGCAUCGGUAACCGGUGAUACGAUUGUUUCUGAAAAGAAAAAAACAGUCAAAUUCAGCUUUGAAGCCACAACCGGACCGCAAUACAAGAUCAAUGAAAUAAACUUCCCGCCAGACACUACGGAGGCGAUCAGUAAAGAGAUCGUACGCAGUAAAAGACGCACAUUACUAAAGCCCGGUAACCCCUAUGACCUGGACAUGAUCAAGGCAGAACAUGGCCGCAUUGACCUAUGGUUAAAGAACCGCGGAUACUAUUACUUCAAUCCCGGCUACCUGCUCACACGCGUAGAUUCCGGACGGGGAGAGCAUAAAGUAGACAUGUAUGUGAAGCUGAAAGAAGUAACUCCUGAUAACGAUAAACAACCUUACCGCAUCAAUAAUAUCUGGGUGUAUCCCACCUACUCCAUUGAAGCAGACUCUAUGUUAUCCGAAGCGCCCUCCAAGCGUUUUGAGGAUUAUAAUAUCAUUGACCCUGACAAUGUUUUUAAACCGCAGGUCUUUAAGCGUAUGCUCAUUUUCCAUCCGGGAGAUGUGUACAGCCGCAGAGAUCACAACCUCUCGCUGAACCGCCUGGUAAACCUGGGUUGCGGAGCAGGCAGCUACAAUGGCAUGAAUAGCGCUCGUCUUGAAGUAGACAACAAAUGGGCACAGGUACAGAGUGCCUACCAACGGCGCGCUGACUUGAUUCCGAACCUCGUAUCUACUGUAAAAGGAGCUGCUGAGUUUGAGAAAUCCACCUAUGUACAGGUAGCCCAGGCCCGUGCAGGUAACCUUGUAGAUGCCGCUAAAGUAAGUGCAGACGAACUGACUCCGGAAAAACUGGCAGCCAUUCAAAAGGCCAAUGCAGAAGCCCAGCAGGCCAUGCGCAUGGCGAUCAAUAUAGCCGUUGAGCGUUACCCUGACCUGAAAGCAACUCAGAAUUUCUCCGGCCUGCAAACGCAACUGGAAGGCACUGAAAACCGUAUCAACCUGUCGCGCAAUGAAUUCAACGAAGCGGUAAAAUCAUUUAACCUGAAAGUCACCAACUUCCCGGGGAAUAUAAUGGCCGGCAUCUUUGGCUUCAAGCAAAAACCAAUGUUCCAGUCUGAUCCCGGUGCAGAAAAAGCGCCACAGGUACAAUUCUAA
This is a messenger RNA of Ostertagia ostertagi, 1146 nucleotides long. The record is from the annotation of a GenBank genome assembly. NCBI's taxonomy places the organism in Eukaryota, Metazoa, Nematoda, Chromadorea, Rhabditida, Trichostrongylidae.